AUUUCUUCUCGCAUACAUCGUAGCUGGCACAUACGAAUCCAGCCACGCAAGUUUUUCCAUGUUUUCGUUACUUUUACGCAACCGUUAAUCUUUAUUUACUUUUUUUUUAUUGUAAAUUAGUUCAGGGUCAGUUUUCUAAAAUUUGUUUAACCAGUAUCUGUAUUCAUAAGUGAAUAAGACAAUGAAGCUUAAAGUUAUUGUGAGAGUAAGGCCCAUGUCACAAAGGGAGAAAAACUCUGGAGGGCAACAAGUGGUCCAAGUGGAGAGUCAACAAAGUAUAGCUAUAACAAACCUAAAGGUCCCCGUGCAAAAUACCGGAGAUAGUAGGGAAAGGAUACGGCGAUUUGCUUUUGACUAUUGUUUUUCCGAAGAUACUAGUCAGGAAGAAUUAUUCCAAACCAUAGAAGAUAUUGUGGGGACCUCGCUGAAAAAUCGUAACCACUCCUGCGUCUUGGCGUAUGGACAGACGUCUUCAGGAAAGACUCAUACCAUGAUGGGAUUUCCCCAUGAUCCUGGCCUUACACCCAGGCUCUGCAGGAGGAUAUUCAAAUAUUUCGAGGAGGGAACUUCUAGUAGUGAGACUGGAAGGUUACAGGUGACUGUAAGUUACUUGGAGAUCUACAACGAAAAAGUCGCAGACCUACUAGGCGACAACGAGAAAUUAUUCAACGGACGACAUAGACAUUUAAAAGUCAGGGAGCAUCCGAAAAAAGGUCCUUACGUAGAAGGCCUCUCCCAACAUACAGUAACCACCGAUACGGAACUACUAGAACGUCUUGAAUCGGGGACCAAUAGAAGACGAGUAGGAUCCACCGCGACUAAUCAGAAAUCGAGUAGAAGUCACUCGGUUUUUUCCGUGAGCUGUGACGGAGUAAAGCUCCAUCUAGUGGAUUUAGCUGGGAACGAACGCGCUGGUAGCAGGGGUUAUGGUCCUAAUAGGUUUCGUGAGGGGGCCAAUAUCAAUAAAAGUCUUGUGGCAUUAGGAAAUGUCGUGUCUACUUUAGCCGAUCAGUCUCGUUCUUCACACUCUUCAAGGAAUAAAUUCGUCCCUUAUAGAGACUCAGUCUUGACAUGGCUGCUCAAAGAUACUCUUCAAGGGAACUCGAAUACAGUAAUGAUAGCAACAAUCUCACCAUCGAGUAACUAUUACAGCGAAACAGUGAAUACAUUACGUUUCGGCCAAAGAGCCAAACUAAUUGUAUACAAACCUAUAAUUCUGGAAGACUCCAAGGAGAAAACCAUUAGGGAACUUAGAACGGAAAUUGCCAGACUGAAAGAACUGUUAAGAUUAUCAGUUCAGAUUCCUUCGACUAUUGAUACACUAUCCUUAAUGACAACUACACCUAAGAACUCCUCUCAAUCCCUCUCGAGUUCAACUCAAGACAUCUCGGAAUCCUCCACUCUAACAUCAUUAUCAGAGGCUUCAAAGGGUCCCUUAAGAACUACAGGAACAACCGGUGGGUCAACCCUAAAUAGCCAAGAAGAAACCAUCACAACUGAAACCCUGUUACCAGUAAUGGAAGUAAAAAGCUUAGUAGCUCCAAAAAAGUUCACAAGAACAUAUAGCAUUGAUAGAAAGUACAGUUUGGAAACGGAAAAGUCUUGCAGUUCGCAGGAAUCUUUACAAAGCCCAAAGCACAAAGCUCAACCUGCAAGGAGGCUAUCGACUACACCUCAGCCAAAACAAACCGCUCUGUCACUAAGACGAUUAUCAAUCCAUAAAAGUAACCCAUCUUUAAAAACCAUUACUCAAAAACGGCUCCUAGGUGGAAACAAAAAAGAAAAAGGAGUGGGCACAGAGGCCGUAGAACACGCUAAAAAACCUCCGGAAAUCAAAACCAAGACAAAACCUAGAGCGCAAAUCGUGGCUGCGGUCACUAGCAGACUUUACAGCAAAGUUAAUAAGAAAGACAUAGGUACUUCAACAGAAAAUUUGGCAGUGGUAGCUAAAGAGGCACCAAAAGAACUUUCUAUAUGCAGUAACGCGCGAAACAGGCUGCGAGAUCUUACACAUAGAGCAUUAAAGGCCCACAGAAGCAAAAACGAAGAGACGCAGACAGAUUUGUUUCCUGUACUUAGAGUAAAGGAGAUAGGGACAGACUGUGCUGAUUUGGAGCUGCAGCAAGGACAGGUUAAAGAUGCUUCUACCCUGCAUGAUUUGGAAUUUAAAGAUGCGCAAGUGGGAUGUACCCUACUAAAUCAGUUUAUUGAGGGAACUUUGAAAAAUCUCUUGGUUUUAACCAAGAGUUGUGGUAUACAAACCAUUGCGGAAGAUAAACCUACAAGUAGUGUCUCUUUUACCAAAUAUCUUACAGGUAGCUCACCUAUUUUUAGUGAAGCAGUAAAUAUAAACAUAUCUCAUAAUUAUAUUGGAGGGGAUCGUAAUGGGAGCUUUUCAGAUGACAGCUUGGAAAAUCGUGUGCCAUUACAUACGCCAGAUCUGAUUAGCAAUCAUAACUCCUUGGAACAGCAUGGGCUGGAUAGAACUGUUAGUACCGAAUCUAAUGAACCGACAAUUUGCCAUGCAGAACUUGGUGUCUUGGACGAUAUUUACGAAACUGUACAUUAUAUUCCUAGUAGUCAAGUAUGCGCUAGCACAGCCAGUACCCUCACGGCACCCAACUAUUGUAAACAUUUCAAAACUGUUGACGUAAACGUUGCUCAGGCACCUGUUAUGUUCCUAGAAGAACCUGUUUGGGAAAGAUGCCAAUAUUUGCCAGACAUUUAUCCCAGGGCUCUAGAAGCCAAAGGUUCGAUUUGCCCGGACAUAUUUAAAAAAGCCUCCAUUAAAAAAGUUCAAGUUUACCGAUGUCCAGACUAUGAAAGCCUUAGCAGUGAGAGCAGUGAAGACAGAAUGAGUGUAAAUCUCCCGGAUUCUAUCGAGUAUCACUUGGCGAACCAGAAAAAAGUGCAAUUCGACAAAAAGGUGAGAAAACAAAAAAACGAUCGUAUGUUGAAAGCAAUGAAAGAUUUCCUUGAGGAGGCAAAAUUACUCAUGUCAAACAUCAGUCACGCGGCUGAAAAGUCACGCAGUAGCAGUCCCAAAUGUCAACAAGCACAUUUAGAUGAUUUUGAUAUUCAAGUGACUGUUAACGAAAUAUCAGGUUUGGGCAAAGGCUCAAGAAAAAGCCACAGAAGGCGCACAAGAGAAACUAAUUCAACACAAACCGAAGCACCACCCUCUAUGGAAAGCUGCCAUUCACAAACAAACUUAGACUUUGCAGAAUAUAUGGUGCCCGUAAAUAAAUAUGAGGCCAUUUUAGAGGAUUCUUGCAAAAGGCUGGAGCAACAUAUAAACAAACAGCCGAGAUCCAGACACGUCAGCAUAGCAUCAGAAGAUUUCGACGAUGACAUUCUCUUCGAACGUCCUAGGUAUAACCCUUGGGAUCUUAGUAACGUUGAAGUUGAGGAUUCUAGCUUGGAAAGUAACCCAAUUACGUUUUCUGAUUAUGGAAGUUUGCCCAGGAAGACUCAUAAGAGGCAAAGAACUCCAACUUGUAGUCCCAGUGCCUUUUUAAGGCAACUAACUCACAUGAGAAGGCAAAUUAUUGAAAGUUCACGUGAAGAAUUGAUGUUGCAAGGUGCUAGUGGGAGCAAGUAAAAAUCCCUCACUAGUGUUGGAGGUUAUUAUCAUAAAGCUUUUAACAGUGUUGAAUUUGUGAAAGGCACAUACCUUUGUAGGUGGUUGGCAGGGUAUCUAGGCGAUUCUCAAUAAAAUACUGACAGAGACGAGUCCCUAGAAUAAAUGUUAAUAUUUUUCCAAAUGAUUUAUAAGUAACUUGUGUAAACCAUAAACUGUAUUCAAAAAUUUGCUGAGUAACUCAGUAAUCUUUAUCUGAGUAUACACGUUUUUCUAGGAAGUUUUUCUAUUUUCUAUAAAAAAUAGUGAAAAUUAUUUGAAUUUGUACCCAAAUCGGAAUAAAAGUGAUCUAUUUUUAUUAUAUAUAACUUUUAAAUUGUUGUGCCGCAUAUGGUUUACUUUAUUCGAUUUCUCUUGGUCAAAUGUUUUUAAUUGCUAGUGAAAUUUUUAGAAUUUUGAUAAAAAAAAUACCGAUUUUCAAAAUUAAAUUUAGUAUGUUAAAUUAAUUUAAAUCACUCUGUAUAUUUUUCUUCUAAAGGCGAUCAAUAAUCACUUAAAAAUAGUAACGACAGAGAAGAAUCAAUCAAGAGCCCCAAAAUAGAUGCCAUAAGAAAAUUUAUUAGCAUCGAUAUCAUAUAAUGUACUAAUCGUUUUAUCUUUAAUUGUUCUAGCCAAUACCAAAAGAUGGCCUAUUACCUAAAGUAAUCUUGCAACGUUAUUAAACUGAAAUAUUGAUUUAUUAAAAGUAAAAGAAUAAAAAGAAACUAAAGCACAUGUAAGGAGCAAAGAUAAGGAUGCACAAUUGCUAAAAAGCUGAAUAAAAUGAAGCAUUAAGACACUGAUAAGACACAAGAUGAAAUCAGUCAGAAUACUAUAAGAGGACGACUUACAAAAAUAUAUUAUCUUUUUAACUUUUAUGUCUCAUACAACUGCAAUACAUAAUUUAACAUAUUUUAUUACAAAGAAUAAAAAUACAAAACCAUUGUGAAAAACCAGCGUUAAAUAAGUGCUUUUAGAAAAAGAAAUUAACAUAAAGAUAUUUUUACGUCAAUAGGAUCCUUUAGACUAGGGAAUUCCUAUAAAAAUUAUAAAUUCCUCAUUUAAUAAUAAUGUCAUUUAAAAUGGCAUCUUUCAAAAUUUCUUUUGAAAAUUCUAGUAACUACACAGUUGCUGUUUUUAUCGUUUUUCUAAAAAAACAAAUCAAAGAAACAGUAUUUAAACCUCGUAAAUAUCCCUAGGAAAAUAAAUAUUUCCCAGAGAAUAAUAUGAAAUAUUUAAAAGUUUAUUGUUUUCAGGAUUUCAUUCAAAGGAUUUUAAUAUAUUUAAAUCAUAAAAUAUUUCUAAAUUUAAAUCAUAAAAGCACUCAAAUAAACUCAGAUACAAAUAAUGGUUUUUUUUUCUAUUUCUCACUCACUUUAAUUGCUAUAGUAAAAAUUAUUUCGAUCAAAAAUUAGCUAGGUAUUCGUUGACGAAAAUAAUAGAAAACAAUUAUUUUAAUUAAAAUGUUUAAUUCAUCUUCCAUGUUUCUGAACUUUGAAAGUUUAGGUUUUUGCCUUCCUAAUCCAAAUUUAAACUGGAAUUUGUUUAGCAAUACACUAUUGCCCAAAUAGUGAUUUAGCUUUUAAUAGCAUUUUUCAUAUCCGUAAUGUAAGGUAUCAUUUCCAUAAUGUAAAGCAUGGCUGAUUAAUUCGAACUCUGCAUGCAAAUUGAACUUCCUUUUUAGUCAUAACAACCGCAUUCUUGUAUCUAGUUUCAGCAAUCCCUAACAUUUAUAAAUUUUAUUGAAUUUUCAAUGAAUGAGGAUAAGUUUCUGCAGUUCAGUUUCUUCACAUUUUAUUAUACAUGCUCUAGUAAUAGUCCAGUGACAUUUAUUUACCAAAUACAAUCUAUUGAAUUAAUUGAAUAAAACUAUCUAUGAACUAACCCUUUAAAUAAUACUAUAUUUUUAUAUUUAUUGUUAAAUUUUUACUUGAACGUUAAUAAAAUUAAAUAGCUACAUAUUUAAUCAAGAAGUAUAAUCUUUUAUUAACUCAAACUGAAAAAAAGGUAACUAAAAAAGGCCCAAACAAAUAAAAUUAGUCCCACAGCUUAGUCUUUGACGAGCUGUAAAUUAGUAUAUCAUUAAUUAUUACGACCCUAGACCUCAAAUUCAAAAAAGGUAUAAAUCAAAUUAACAUAAAUCAGGAUUUCAAGGUAAUAUAUAGCAAAUUAUUUAUAGUUUUUUUUUUCGUAAUAAUUAUCCUCAUAAAUUAAGGAUUAUUUAUUAAAUUAUUUGUAAAAAUUCAUUUAUCCAAAUUGGUAGCAUUAGUAAAAAAACCUUUGGACCAAGGCGAAGGGGUAGACCAAAUGAGUUGGCACAUCUUUUUAGCAAUUAUUACAAUGAAUUUGUAAGUAAUAAGCACUUAAAAUGGUAUAUCGACCUAUAUAAUUAAAUAAUUGAAGUUUUUAUUAUAAAAUUAUAAAAACCGAAUUAAGAUAAUUUAAAAAGUUUGGAAGAAAAUCUCAAAAUUUUGUAAAAAAAAAGAUUUUGUAAAAUUUGUAUGUAAACAUAAAAAUACUUACUAAUUGGAUAUAGAUUUUUGUACUUAACUUACUAAGUUGACUUUUGGCAUUUAUUACUGUAGAUAUAAGAUUUUCUAAAUACUAUAAAUUAUAUGAAGCAUACACUAUAUAAUAGUUGAUACAUUUUUCUUAACAUUUUUUUGUAUAAACUGAUUAAUAUUGAAGUUGUUAACGGACCAAAAUAACUAAAUAUUAAAAAAAAUAAAUAAUAUAUUACCCUAAAACGAUUUUAAACAUUGCAUUACAAUAUUCCUUAACUUAGUCCUGAGAACUUCAUCUCCAUUGCAUACUACGUGAGUGUUGUUAUCUUCUAAUUGAAUUAGGGCGUCUUCGUCUUGCUGAAAGUGGAACAAGUUGUUAAAGUUUAAAAAGUCGAUAAUAUAUUUUUUUACCAAAUGUAUCACUACUACAUUUCCUCCCAACGAUUCAACUUUCGCAUCGGUAAUUCCUUCUUGGAACAAUUUUUGUUUGAAUUCGUUAAUACUGACCGAACCCCACUCGUAUUUUACGUUUUUAUUAAGUAGUUUUUGUUCUGCUGAUAUAUCCUAAAACAAAUAUUUUAAUAAGCUUUAAUCUUUAAUAAAAAUCAACUAAAAUGCAUAUUACCUGCACAUUAUGAAUGUUAUCCUUCACAUUUAAAGUACCAGUGAUAGUGGAUAAACUGACUCCAGGUUUUACUUCGACGGGAACAAUUUUUUUAGCUACGUCGGUAUCUACAAAAAUUUGACCCUGUUUUCUUUUUAAUGGGAGAUUUAUUAUCUAAAAAAAAGAAGAAGAACGUCAGCAAUACGUCGCCAUAAGAAAUAGAGCCAAUGCUAACAUAACCUGUACGGAGGACGACGGAAAAUAUGGAACCUCAUUAGAUCGCAGGAGAAACCAGUUAACGAAUAAAUCGCAGUCAAUAUUAUCGCUGAGGAAUAAAUAAUAAAUAAUAACCUCAAGAGUCUAUACAACACCGAAGAAUAAGCAGAUCUAUGGACCAUGCCCAACAACAUCAACGACUAUAUUAUAAACAAAACAGAGAUGAAACCAACAAACUGAAGAACAAAAAAUUACCAGGCCCAGAUAGAAUAACAAACGAAAUCCCCAAAUAUGGAGGCGAUGAACUAAUGAUAGAACUAUCACACUUUUACAGUAUGAUUAUGUGCACAGGAGAAGUCUCCCAGGAAUGGAAAUCUAGCAAUACAAUCCCUAUCUGCAAGAAGGUAGAAAAGAAAGACCCAAGGAACUAGCGAGGCAUAAGCCUGCUCAACACCGCCAUGAAGCUACUCAUCAAAAUAAUAAUCCAACAUCUAUCAAGUACAGUCAGCAUCAAUGAAGAACAACAAGGCUUUAGGAAGAAUAGAUCAAUAAUCGACGCUAUAUUUAUACUGCGACAAAUCAUCGAAAAGUCUAAAAAAAUUUAGCAAACCUGCGUUCUUCUGCUUUGAUGACCUAGCUCAAGCAUUUGAUAGAGUGCAAGUAAAGAAUGUGCUAAAAAUCCUACAAGAAUAAGGAGCCAAUAAUAUAAUCCAGGUAAUAAGACAACCCAAUACCAACCAAUAUCAGGCAAGGAGAUGAGUCCGAUACUCUUCAACCUGUUAAUGGACCGCAUCAUAAACCAGGUGAAAAAUGUAGAACAAAGUUACAGAAUGGGACGAACAGAACUCAAAAUAUUGUGCUAUGCAGACGAUGCGGUUCUCAUAGCAGAAAAUUAGUAUAACCUGCAGCGAAUUCUAUUCGAGCAAAACCAAGCCGCAAAGAAAUAUAACAUGAGCAUCUCGAGAUCGAAAACCAAAUCGAAAGGCAAAGAACCGAUACGAUGCAAGCUGGCACUAAACAACCAUCCAAUCGAACAAAUGAUGAGUUUUAAAUACCUGGGGAUAAUAGCUUCAAGCAGCCGAAAUAGUGUCUGGCUAUUUACAUAAUUCUAUUUGGAAAAACAUACACAUGUCGAAAGGCCAGGAUUUAAAGAACAGCAGUGCAGUGCUGCGAUGCUCAGGUACGCAGCGAAAACUAGGCUAAAAUGCCUAUUUCCCAUUAAUAGUUUCUCACUUAAUGUAAUUAGUUAUCAAUAAAUAGAUAUAAUAUA
Anthonomus grandis grandis is the source of this 8213-nucleotide messenger RNA. RefSeq lists its product as uncharacterized. Gene Ontology annotation, molecular function: ATP binding; plus-end-directed microtubule motor activity; ATP hydrolysis activity. Bases 182 to 3601 code for a protein of 1139 amino acids. The record is from RefSeq and is a predicted model, not a curated record. Gene Ontology annotation, cellular component: microtubule; kinesin complex. The transcript is spliced from 9 exons. Gene Ontology annotation, biological process: microtubule-based movement. Lineage: Eukaryota; Metazoa; Arthropoda; Insecta; Coleoptera; Curculionidae.